This is a messenger RNA of Pocillopora damicornis (cauliflower coral), 2007 nucleotides long. RefSeq lists its product as uncharacterized. Lineage: Eukaryota; Metazoa; Cnidaria; Anthozoa; Scleractinia; Pocilloporidae. The record is from RefSeq and is a predicted model, not a curated record.
GAUCAUUCGUUUGCGUCUUUGUUACAAAAUCCUUUUGUUAUUGUUCUUUAGCAAAAUAGAAACCACAGAUGUCUUGGUCUGCUCCAGAGGAUUGGUCUCGCUGGGAUCCAGAUACACUAAUGAUUUGUCCGUACGACGAAGCUCACAGAAUAAAAGCAAAGAGAUUUCAACACCAUCUGAUGAAGUGCAGGCAGAAUCAUCCCGAUAAAGACUUUGUUAACUGUCCUUUUAACGCUAAACAUGUCAUGCUAAGGCAUGAUGUUAGACAUCAUGUAAGCCGGUGUCCCGAUAGAUCUACCAUUGAGCAGUAUAAUUAUAAAGGAAGUGAAAAAGAUGAGGAUGGGUUUUACUUCAAAGGCAACACUUCAGUGCCAAGUUACCACAGAACAGAAGAAUUGCAACCAUCAACUGAAAACUGGGAUGAUCAGGAGGCAGAUCAUAGUCAACUGUUUCACAGAGUCGACAGAAUCCUUCCUAAGCAUGAGUCGUUUCAAUCGUCUGACUCCACAGCAGUUACUGAUAUUCAAAGGUUAAGUCCGGAGGAACGUGAGAAAUUCAAGCAACAAAUGAGAAGGGAAGCGCUAUUGAGAAGUUCAAGUUCAGAAGUGCAGCUCCCAUCAUCAUUGUACAAUUCUUCCCAAGGAUUAAGUUCGCAGGUAGAAAAUCGUGGACAGCGUUAUUCGGGCACAGACAAUCCCAUCUUUCGUCAUAGUCUCGAACAAAGUGUGACUGUUAGUUCUUCUCAACAGCAGGUUUUUCACGAUUCGGAUCUGCUUCGGAGAGGUCCUAUGGCAACCAUUAUUUCAACCCCAAAGAACCCAGUAUUUCAACACUGUCUCGACAAUAUGAAAGCGCAAUCUCGAUCGCUUCAUGAAAAUCCAGUGGUGUGCGAUAAGUCAAUUGAACAAUAUUCAAGACAGCUAGCUCAUGGUGAUAGUAACUCUGAAAGACCGGGCGUCGGAAAUAAAAGUUUUUCCUCCCAAGACACACGCAAAACCUCAUCCUCAUCCUCAUCGCUUACAAAUGCGAGCGAAGAACUCGAAAACGAAAUUCAAUCUAGACUUAAACUCGUUACAAACGAAAAACCAGAAUUUGCCCCAAUGAAUAAUGUUCGUGGACAGCCGACCUCGCCCAAAUCCACUGGCGUGAGUUCUACCCACUUGGCUGGAGUCGGUAGGGCCAGACUCCACGCGGAAGCUCGGAAGAAAAAUUUUGGCGGUGUUUCCUUCAGUCCUCCAAAGACGUCAGGUAUUGGGGCGGCCGGCUCUCCUCCGAUUGGAAGGGGCAGAGGCAUGUUGAGCUUCAUGUACUCCACUUAGCGGCGGGAUACCGUUUACCGCAAAAGAGGCGUUAUGCUUUUCUUAGAAGGUUAACAAAAGGGAAUAAAUGUUUACACGUUUUUUGUUCCAGUUAAGACGGUGAGAACUGUUCCAUUAACGAAAGUUAAAUUAGUUCUCAACGGAUGUGCUGCUCAAAACUUUCCCGUGGGUCGCAGGGAAAAGGUCGCGGGCUUCCUCUUCUUCUCUUGAACUUGCUGAGGACGUGACAAGCUAAAAUAUUGAAGGCGUCUGCCGUUGCACGCAAAUACGUGACACGUAACAAACUGCGGACAGAAGAGUCGACCUAGGGUGAUGGCAAUGUUAAGAUCUGUCUGGUUCAUUCUUAGAAAAAAUUUGUUUUGUUCGUUUUGCUUAAUAUAUGUAAAAAUUCCAUUGAAGGUUGUGAAUCGAUUCUUUCAUAUAUUGAUCUGCUGUUAUUUCGAGUUGAUCCUUAAGUUUAAUCCACGAGAUUACUUGGAACGCCCCCAAAUCACUUGAAUUCCGAACUUUGAAUAUCAGCUGAUACUGUGAAGCCUUAAAAAAAGUAUACAAUAUGUCGAAAAAAUAAUUCAGGUUGUAAACAAAGGCAAUGAAAAAGCUGUUAUCAGUGUUGUUUUGAUCCUGGGCUUCCCGAAAUCUUAAACUAAUAUCCCUUGCGGAAUAAAAACAAAUAAAACAUUUGCAUUUA